This is a messenger RNA of Malassezia vespertilionis, 4707 nucleotides long. It is a transcript of the gene GEA2, whose product is annotated as GDP/GTP exchange factor for ARF. Gene Ontology annotation, molecular function: guanyl-nucleotide exchange factor activity. Lineage: Eukaryota; Fungi; Basidiomycota; Malasseziomycetes; Malasseziales; Malasseziaceae. Gene Ontology annotation, biological process: regulation of ARF protein signal transduction. The transcript has a single exon. Bases 1 to 4707 code for a protein of 1568 amino acids. The record is from RefSeq and is a predicted model, not a curated record.
AUGAGCGCCGUAACCUCGGCGAUGCGAUCCAGCCCGCGCUGGGCGCAAGCGGCAGGAAACGCGCAGCUGAACUCGGCAGCGAGCGGCACCGCAGCGCUAAGCCUUACACGCACGGCCUACACUCUUGCACGCGCCGAUGCUGCGCCAGAGACUGAGCAACAAGGCCAUGUUGGCCUGCUCGGCGGAUUUACCGUGCUUCGUGCACAGCUGCGACUUGUGCCUGACGUCACAUCGCUCCCUCUCCCCGCUGUUCUCUCGCAUUUUUCGCGGGUGAUUGUGAAUGCACAGACGACUGGUGCAGUGACUCUCUUUGUGCUGGACGCCGUGGCUGCAUUUUUGGAGCAAGGGCUCUUUCGCACAAACAGCGUCGGUCUUGUUCGGGCCGUCCAGGACGUUGCACACGCCACGAGCCACUGCCGAUUUGAGCCGUUGGAUGCGAGCAAAGACGAGGUGGUCUUGCUUGCCCUCCUCGACGUGAUGGAAGCGCUUGUCGGCGGCCAUGCACUCAAUGCGGACGGGACAAACGGACCUGUCCUUGUCGAGAUGCUCGGCAACAAGAGCGUGUGUGAGAUGCUCGAAACGUGUUUGAGCAUUGGGUGCCAGGCAAGACUAAGCGCUGCAUUGCGGCGCUCUGCAGAAGAUAAAAUGCGCGCAAUGACGCGCGCAAUCUUCUCGCGGCUGUACGGGAUGCCGAAUGAAUCACGCUACGAGCCCGAGCUUGCCACACUCACCGCCGAGCCUGUGGGCGAGGAUGCCGGGAAAGGUAUACACCGUAUGGCGACACCAGACCCAAAAAGCUUUAGCAUCAGUGAAGCAACGGCCGAUCGCGACGCGCUGGAGGAACAAGCGCAAGCGACAGACUCACAGACGAUGGAAGAAAGCGGCGUGCUUCCUGGCGAUCCUGCAGGCGCGUCUGCGCCUUUGCCUGCUGAGCCUGUUGCCGAGCCUGCUGCCGAGCCUACGAUGCAAGUAGACAAGGAGGAGGAGGAAGCGCGCGCCGAGGAGCUGUAUCCUUUCGGUCUCCCUGCACUCACCGAGGUUCUCCGUGUCCUGGUGUCGCUACUCGAUGCCCAAAGCACGCGGCACACUGCGACGAUGCGCAUCCUUGGCCUGCGUCUGCUCACGGACCUUUUUGAGACGCACGGCAAGAUUAUCGGCCAAUUUCCCACGCUGCGUGUGCUGAUCGAAGAUUCAGGGUGCAGGCACCUUUUCCAGCUCGCCGAUUCCGACAAUGGCGUGCUUGUCUCCGGCAGUCUGCGCCUCUUUGGCGUCCUGCUCGAUACGAUGGGCGACCAUUUGAAGCUGCAAAAAGAGCUGCUCCUCCUCUUCCUUAUGCAGCAGCUGCAGCCCUCGAUACCGAUACAACAAGAGCCCUGGGGCAGCACAGAGGGCUUGCGGUACCGUGCUACCACCCUGCCUGGCUUUGGCAGUGCCGCCACCGGCGAGACGCGCGAGUUGUUCCUCGAGAUGCUCACCAUGCUAUUGGACUUGCCUUCGGAAAAUGUGUUUGUCGACUUGUGGCGCAAUUAUGACUGUGAUUUGCAGUGCAGCAACGUGCACGACGAGCUUGUCGGCUUCCUUUGCCGCUCGAUUUUUUCGCUUCCCGCAUCCGAGCCUGCUGCCCCGAGGGCGGCCAUGUCUGGACUGCAAGUCGUUGCGCUGGACUUGGUCCUUGUGCUGCUUGCACGCAUGGCAGCGCGCUUGGAAGCGCCGGUAGCGAGCCCAGAAAUCGAGCUGCUCUUGGCGCAGCAUGCACGCAAACAGGUGCUUGCCGACGGAGCCGCUGCCUUCAACCAGAAACCGCGCCAAGGCAUUGCGUUUUUGGAAAGAGAAGGUCUUGUUGACACGACCCAAGGGAACGAGGUGCGUGCCCAAGGCAUUGCGCGCUUCCUCAAAGAGUCUCCGCUGGUCGAUAAGCGCCUCUUGGGCGACUACCUCUCGCGCCCCGAAAACCUCGACAUUCUCGCCGCAUUCAUGGCCCUCUUUGACUUUUACCGCGUCGAUGUCGCCGAGGCGAUGCGUGCGCUUUGCGAAGCCUUCCGCCUGCCUGGCGAGGCUCAGCAGAUUGCGCGCGUCACAGAGACCUUUGCCAGUGCGUACUAUAGCUGCAAGCCCGAAGGGAUACGCAGCGAGGAUGCCGUGUAUGUGCUUGCGUACAGUAUCAUUAUGCUGAAUACCGACCUGCAUAACCCACAAGUGACGCGCCGUAUGUCGGUCACGGACUACAAAAAGAACUUGCGCGGCGUCAACGACGGCGAGGACUUUGACCCUGACAUGCUUGCCACGAUUUACGAAGGGAUCCGCCGCCGCGAGAUCGUGAUGCCAGAGGAGCAUGCGGGGCAAUUGGGCUUUGACUAUCUCUGGAAGCAGCUCCUGCGCAAGAUCCGUCCCACCGAUACCUUGCAGCGUACUGCAGGCACUGCGCUGGACCGCGAAUUAUUCCGGCAAAGCUGGCGGCCGUUUGUCGCGAGCAUUAUCCAUGCCUUUGCCGUGCUGCAGGACGAGCAUUUGCUGCAGCGCACGAUUGCAGGAUGCAGGCAGUGUGCGGUACUUGCGCGCGCGUUUGACGUCACCGAGAUGUUUGAUUACAUGGUGCACCACUUUGCCCUAGCAACGCGUCUCGUAGAUUCGCCCACCGCGAAAAACACGGCUGGGAACGCCGAGCAUACUACCGAGCAAGCGACCAUCAUCAUCAGCCCCCUUUCGGUCGAGUUCGGCACCAACUUUAAAAGCCAGCUCGCCUCUGUCGUCCUAUUUGCGAUUGCCAAUGGAAACGGCGGCGCAAUCCGCUCGGGAUGGGACGAUAUCUUGGCCGUGUUUGAAAGCCUGCUGCCGAACGGUCUGCUGCCGCCCCAAAUCGCGUGCAUGUACGAUCCUGCAUCGCAGCGCCGCGUGCCGAUUCCCCUCAAGGCGAAAAAAGGCCCCGCGGUGCGCAGCAGCAGCCAAAGCCAGGGCGGGCUUUUUUCCACGCUCUCUAGCUAUUUCCUCUCCCCGUACGGGAACGCGAGCGACCAAAUGGAAGUGACCGAGGCGGAUGUAGACAGCACGCUGUGCACCUCGGACUGCCUCGCAUCGUGCAAGAUCGAGGAGCUCUACGCGCAGAUCGCCGCAUUGCCGGACGAUGCACUCGGCGCGUUUUUGGAGGCCGUCCAGCAUCGACUUGCGCGACUCGACAAGGAGGAAACGGCGCUGGAGUACAGCCCUACCAUACUUUUCCUUCUCGAGCAGCUUGUCGACGGCGUCAUUUCCCGCGCGAGUCUGUGCAGUGCCCACGGCGAAAAGACGCUCUCCCUCCAUCGCGCCAUCCUCGAGCGCGCCGUGGCGCACCAUCCGCUCGAGCUGGAGCGUGCGUUGGUCGGCAUCACACGCAUGAUCGGUGCCGAGGCGCGCUACGGCAUGCCGGCCAAAAACGAUGUUUGCGCAUUGCUCGCACAGCUCCAGCAGAUUCCCGAGGCACUGCACGCCGCUAUAUCGCCCGCCGUGCUCGGCGUUUUGCUCGCGCUGCUCCGCACAACCCAUUCGCUCUUGUCGGCCCGGCAAGAGUGGCUGCCCCUGCAGCAGGUCGUGACGAUGUACGCCGCCGUGCGCCGCGAACAGAGCGUGCGUCUUUCGUUUGCGCUUGCGUCCUUCUUGCUGGACCAUGCAUGCACGCCUGCCAACUACGCACUGCUCAUAGAAAUGACGCGCGAGCUGAUCUCGUCGGCAGACCGUGCCAUGUGGCUUGUCGCCCGGGAACACGCACAGGCGCGCCGGACGCUGACGGAGCAGCGCGAGCAGAGCGACUGGCAAGCGGCUGUGCAGAGUGAGAGCCUAGUUGCGCUCGCGGCGCUCGAGCGCGUGAAGAGCCAUAUUCCAUCGCUCCUUGGCGGCACGGAGAAUUUGCAGCAGGCAUGGGGGGCGUAUUGGCUGCCGCUUUUUGCUGCCUUGGCGCAGCAGUGUGUGAACGCAAACCGUGCCGCGCGGCAGGCGGCCGUUGUGCAUUUGCAGCGUGCUGUGCUUACGCCAGAGGUGCUGAAGCGAGCGCCGCCGCAGAUGGCAGUCCACCUGGAGGCUGUUUUCCAUAAUAUUCUCCUGCCGUUGCUAGAGACGCUAUUGCAGCCGGAAACGCUUCGUGCGGACCUCUUGGUGCAGGGAGAUGUCGAGGGCGAUACGAUCUAUGGGACGCGUGCGAAUGUGUGUUUGUUGCUGUGCAAGGCCUGGGUGCAUUACCACGGCAAGGUCGGCGACGAGCUGUGCGGCGCGGCUGUGGAUCCUGCCGCGCUACAGCGUUUCUCGCGCUUGUGGCUCGGCGUGCUCAAGGCCGUUGUGCAUUUCCUCAAGUCUAAAUCCAUUUCGCAGCACGAGGCGGUGACCGAGCAGCUAAAAAAUAUUCUGCUGGUGAUGCACGCGGGUGGAUUCCUUACCUUGCCAGGCGUUUGGGACGCAACGUGGCGUGUUGUCGAUCCUGUGCGGCCGGGAAUGCGUGCGGAAGUGGACAAGAGUGGGAAAAGCGCGGAGAGGGGUGGGGCAGAGGAAGAUGGCGCAAGGGCGAGUGUUGCCGAGGCGAGUGCGGUCGAGGCCAAUGGUGCCGAGAUCAAUCCUGCCGACGCCAAUGGUGCCGACGCCAUUCCCGCCGAGACCAUUCCCGCCGACGCCAAUCCCGCCGAGGCCAGUGGCACUGCGAUGCAUGCCCCCGCAUCCCCAAAUGCCUCACGCAUUGUUCUGUAG